This is a messenger RNA of Equus caballus (horse), 3043 nucleotides long. RefSeq names its product zinc finger protein 805 (gene ZNF805). Gene Ontology annotation, molecular function: RNA polymerase II cis-regulatory region sequence-specific DNA binding; DNA-binding transcription factor activity, RNA polymerase II-specific. NCBI's taxonomy places the organism in Eukaryota, Metazoa, Chordata, Mammalia, Perissodactyla, Equidae. Gene Ontology annotation, cellular component: nucleus. Gene Ontology annotation, biological process: regulation of transcription by RNA polymerase II. The record is from RefSeq and is a predicted model, not a curated record.
UUCAUGCGUCACAAGAAAGAGGCUCUGAGUCAAAGGCGGCCCAAGGGGCAGCCAUCAGUGAGCGCGCCACGCACGAGGCUGUCUUCCGGCAUCCUACUCUUGAAGACUUUAAAGCUACUUUUUGGUCCUCCCAGGAGAGGAGGAGGUGUCUGUGACCUUUGAUGAUGUGGCUGUGACUUUCACCCAGGAGGAGUGGGGGCAGCUGGACCUGGCCCAGAGGACUCUGUACCAGGAGGUGAUGCUAGAAAACUGUGGGCUCCUGGUGUCUCUGGGGUGUCCUGUUCCCAGACCUGAGCUGAUCUGCCAGCUGGAGCACGGGCAAGAGCUGUGGACUGUGAAGAAAGACCUCUCCCAAAGCCCCUGUCCAGGUGACAAAGGACAGCCCAAGACUGCAGAACUUACCACUUAUGAGCCAGCCCAGUCUGAGGGAGCCUUACUCCAGAAACAACUAACACAAGGAACCCCAGGGGACUCCCAGGUGUGCCAAGCCAAGGAUCAGGAUGGGCCAUCGGAAGUGCAAGAAGGACACUUGAGACCAGGGAUAGACCCCCAGAGGAAGAAGCUCCCUGGGAAAAUGAGCCCUGAACAUGAUGGUUUAGGGACAGUGGAUGGUGUAUGUUCAUGGAUUGUACAGGAGCCAGUCCCUCUGGGAGGUGCUGUCCUUGACCAUGACACCCAUGGAUCAGGUAAAGAUCCUGUGAUUCGGGAAGAAGAAAACAUCUUUAAAUGCAAUGAAUGUGGGAAAGUUUUUAACAAGAAACACCUUCUUGCUGGACAUGAGAAGAUUCACUCUGGAGUGAAGCCCUAUGAAUGCACAGAGUGUGGGAAAACAUUUAUUAAGAGCACACACCUCCUUCAACACCACAUGAUCCACACUGGGGAGAGGCCCUAUGAGUGCAUGGAGUGUGGGAAAGCCUUCAACCGCAAGUCAUAUCUUACACAACACCAGCGGAUUCACAGUGGAGAGAAACCUUACAAGUGCAGUGAAUGUGGAAAGGCCUUCACCCACCGCUCCAAUUUUGUCUUGCAUAAGAGGAGACACACUGGAGAAAAAUCUUUUGUGUGCAAAGAAUGUGGGCAAGUCUUUCGACAUAGGCCAGGAUUCCUUCGACAUCACAUCAUCCACAGUGGUGAGAAUCCCUAUGAAUGCUUCGAGUGUGGCAAGGUUUUCAAGCACAAGUCAUACCUCAUGUGGCACCAGCAGACUCACACUGGGGAGAAGCCCUAUGAGUGCAGUGAAUGUGGGAAAGCCUUCUGUGAGAGCGCAGCCCUCAUUCACCACUACGUCAUCCAUACUGGGGAGAAGCCCUUUGAGUGCCUGGAGUGUGGGAAGGCCUUCAACCACAGGUCAUACCUCAAGAGGCACCAGCGGAUUCACACUGGGGAGAAGCCUUUUGUGUGCACUGAAUGUGGAAGGGCCUUUACCCACUGCUCCACGUUCAUCUUGCAUAAAAGGGCCCACACUGGAGAAAAACCUUUUGAGUGCAAAGAAUGUGGGAAAGCCUUUAGCACUAGGAAAGACCUCAUUCGACACUUCAGCAUCCACACUGGAGAGAAGCCCUUUGAGUGCAUGGAAUGUGGGAAGGCCUUCAACCGCAGGUCAGGCCUCACGAGGCACCAACGGAUUCAUAGUGGAGAGAAGCCCUAUGAAUGCAUGGAGUGUGGGAAAUCUUUUUGCUGGAGCACAAACCUGAUUCGACAUGCCAUUAUCCACACUGGAGAGAAGCCCUAUAAGUGCAGUGAGUGUGGAAAGUCCUUCAGUCGAAGCUCAUCCCUCACUCAGCAUCAAAGGAUUCAUUCUGGGAGAAACCCUGUCAGUGUGGCAGAAGUGGGAAGACCCUUCACAAGUGUACAAACCUCAGUCACCCUCCGAGAACUCCUUUUGGGGCAAGACUUUUUGAAUGUAAACACUGAGGAAAAUCAUUUGCCAGAGAAAACAUCUAGCACUGCAUCUGAUCGUACAUACCAAAGAGAAACCCCACAAGUAUCUUCGCUGUGAGAAAAUCUUUUGUUGCAAACCUUUGCUUGUCAUUUAAAGGCAUGUUUUAGAAAUUGACCCAGCCUAGAGCCUUAUUCUAUAUCUGAGAAUUCAUCCAGGAGGGAGAGACCAGUGCUCAUUGCACACCAAGGAAAGCCUUCAGCUACAUCUUUCUCCUUAGUUUACACUGCAGUGUUAUCUCAGGAAUUUUUUUUUAAGAGGAGGAGGAUACUUAGAAAAGAAAAUGAAAUGCAAACACACUUUCUUUGAGACCUCUCUAGCAAGUCUCCAGCACUUUGUCAUGCAUUCCUUAGUUUACUUGGGGCAAGGGGAAUGUUUCUGAAGCAAAUGGCCUUGUGUCUUGUAUGUACCUUCAUCGCUGUCCAGUGUCGGCAGACUUAGACAGUUGAGAGAAGGUAUUUAAGGAGAUGAGGAUACACAAAUGAAUGGCACAUUUCGUGGCACCAAUUAUGACUCUUUAAGGCUUUGAUUUUUAAAAAACCAUUCUUUGUGUUGUUUUAGACACUUAAUACUCUGGCUUUUCUUACGUCCAAUCUAUGUUUAAUUUCUGCAGCUACACAGUAUCUAAAAAUGGAGUAAUUUCUCUCUCUUAUUUAAAAUUGAUUUAGCUUUCCUAGUUCCUUUGACUUUCCAUAUAAAUCUUAGGAUAUGUUUGCCUAUUUUUACAAAAAAUCUUGCUCUCAUUUUAAUAGAAGUUGAUUUAAAUCUGUAGAUCGGUUUGUUGAGAAUCAUCCUGAACACAGUAAAUGAUAUAACUGCAUUUAUUUAAGUAAUUCUUGAGUUAUUACCAUUUUAUAAUUUUCAACAUAUAGGUUCUGUACAUUUUUGUUAGGAUUUGUAUCUAGGGUUUUUUGUUUUUUUCUGAGGUAUAGUAAAUGGCAUUGAUGUUUAAACUCUAAUUUUCCACAGGAUCUUUGAUAGUAUACAGAAGUAUAAUUGUUUUUCGAAUGUUAUUUUGUUAUCCUGCAACCUUGCUGAACUCACUAUUAGCCAUUUCUUUGGAUAGAAUCCUUGCGGUUUUUUAAUAGAAGUGUCAGCUGCGAA